UUAAAACUCUCUUUUCCAGACUGUAUGAUGAUUUGCAGUGGAAACAGUAUUGAUGAACAGUAUGGAGUUGCUACCUCCUGCUUAUGCUAGUGGCAUUAAAUACUUUUCAAUUUAAUCGGAUGGGACGCAGCUUUGGCUUGUAUCCACCUGCACGCGGAAGCAAUUUAACAUUCUCAGUGGAGCAGAACGACUUUGGGUCGCAUCUAUGGCGGAGAAUCCAAACACUAGAUCUGUAAUAACCACCACCAACCAGCACCACGUACCAGGAAUUCGGGAAUUCAUCCACUCCGUGGUAUGACAAAAUGUUCAUGCAGAUCGUGCCGAAGUACCUCAUCGUUGUUGAACUUAUUUUAGGACUGCUGGUGUGGACUUUGAUUGCAAGCACAGACUAUUUCCGAUUUCCCCCAUUUGGAUGGGUGUUGUUUGUGUCUGUCUUCUGUUGGGUUCUCACACUCUUCCUCCUAAUCAUCAUCUUGGCCAAUGGACAAAUCCAACAGGUUCCAUGGACUACUCUGGUUUUCGUUUUCAACUGCAGUGCAGCUGUAUUGUACAUGUCGGCUGCUAUUGUCGAGGCAAUGUUGGUGAAUAAACGGGACAAAGGUCACAAUGAUUUCAUCUGCUGGGCAGCAUCAACGUUUUUCGCAUUUCUUGUUUCUCUGAGUUACGCUGGUAGUGCAUUCUUCAAUUUCAAAUCCUGGCAAACAGAGAUGAAGGAAGGUGUUAGAUGGUGUUUUUUUAUUCAAACUUAAAUUCUGUAUGUAUCAUACUGUAUGUAUACUUAUACUCUUCAGGUAUGGGCUAAAGUUAAAAAAUAUUUAAUACUAUUGAUUUUUGUCUUUAUUAAUAAUGAAGAAAUUAGCAUUUUGUUUAUGUAUUUGAAGUAUAUCCACAAAUACACAGAUUUGUUUAGAUGUUACUCUUUUAUUUGACAUGAUGUAUCACGUACAGGAUAUUUCAAUACAUAUUUGAUUGUAUGGAAUAUUAUUUCAUAAGGAUUACUGACUAGUUGUGAAUGAACAGAUAUUGAAUGUUUCACCUUUGUGCUUUGACUCUUAUUUGUAGCCUAUAAUCUAAAAAUGUGUGUCGUGAUGUUUGGACUUGACUAACAGAAUUUAUGAAAGUUAGCACCAUGAUGUUUUUUUUAUAUAUAUAAAACUACAGUGCAUUAUAAGCACAAUGUAUAACAAAGAGUUUUAAAGUCUUGACCUACAUGCAUCAUAUACAACUUUUGGACAAAGUUUUCCUCCUGUUCUAAUGAUGCCUGAUAUUUCAAGAAUUGACUUACUGGACAUUUUUUAAGAGCCUGAUGAAAGUAAAACUAUGUUUCAGUAGGAAACAAAUAUUUUCACUAGAAGCACUGCCCCAACUCAGUAAAGCGGUCUACUAGUUUGUACAGGGAUAUUCUAAACAAAUAGAAGGCAAAUAAGUGUUAUUAAAUUACAUUUGUUAAGCUUGAUUUCCCAUAGCACCGCCACCUUGAAGUAAACACAUUUGUCAAAUUAAAAAGGUUCAAGAACUCCAGUAUCUCAAUAGGCAAUGCAAGUAAGUCAUUGUUACUGAUUAUUAUUUGCACUGCAGGGUUUGAUUAAAGAUAGUACUAGUGUUAAAUAUGCCUGUGUGUGAUUGAUUCAGCCUGUGUCAUCACAAUCUCAAUCCAGCCAGGUAACUAAAGUUGGCAACCCUGCAGUAGAAGUUAUUAUAAAACACAAAUGCAUGUAGCCUAUACACUUUAACUCACCUGCAGAUGUCUCUCAUCAGGCAUGACACUUUUCUUUUUAGCAAUAAUGUGUUCCUGUUGUAAUUCAUGCUCUCAGGAUUCUGAGUCAUGCAGUGUGCAAACUAAAUAAAAUUGAGCAACUCAAAUUGAACGUGUCGGAUUCCGUUUCCUACGCCUAAAUUAAACCGAAAUCGCGCUUUUUGUUACACCCCAUCUUAAAUGCUUUUAAUGACGCAACCCUAGUGUGAACUGCUUCGUUGAUUAUAAUGAGAGCGUUCUAUAGUGUUAUCGCGUUGCUUUUGCAGUGUACGUGGUUUCACAGCGAUACUAGUACUUUAAAGGAUAAGUAAAUGAUAAUGGGGACUUUAUUUGACUAGACCACUUACGAUCAAAACAAUGAAUUCUUAAGAUCACUCAGUACAUAAGUCAUUUAAUUUAAUCAACAUUUAAGUCAUAUUAAUUGACAAUACAGUAUGUAUUAUGCUUCAUGAACACUUUUUCCACGUUUAAUUUCACACCGAAUUGCUUCUGUUCGCGCUGUUUCCCGAUUGUAUUAUUAUGUAAACAUGCAACAAUUGCGUUCUGUUCUAUGCUUCUUUGAGCACAAGAACGCGUUCGGUAUGUACAAACUCGUACUUGUUAUGAACCUUUAAUAUAAGACUGUAAAAAAGAACUUGACUAAAACAAAACAUAUUAUAUGUGCACAGGUGAUUCUCCUAACGGCGUUCGCAUGAGUUCGCGCCACGGUGUACAACUUUGUUUUUUGCAUACGGGUUCCUUGAAGUGGUCACGCUGGGUCCACUUCAAAAAUGGCGUGGCCCCUUCUUAUCUGUCAGAACUUCUGAGCUAUCAACAAUCCCCUAGAACCCUCAGAUCCUCAGUCAAAUUUCUCCUGCAUAUACCUCCCGCCUUUUCUGUUGCUGGCCCUAGAUUAUGGAACAGUAGGCUCUAGACGUUAGGUCUGCCAUUCUCUUCUUAUUUUUAAAUCAUGGCUGAAGACGUAUCUGUAUUCCUUGGCUUUUACAUGAAUGUUUAUUGUCCAUUUUAUGGGUAAUUUCUUGUUUUUGUGUUGUUAUUUUUUUAUUCCUCUGUAUCCUGUUAUUGUUUAAUUUGUAUUAUGUACAGCACAUUGGUAUAGCCUAAACUAGUUGUUCUUAAAUGUGCUAUAUAAAUAAAUUGACCUUGUGUCACGUGUCCUU
This is a messenger RNA of Xyrauchen texanus (razorback sucker), 2916 nucleotides long. RefSeq names its product CKLF-like MARVEL transmembrane domain containing 8a (gene cmtm8a). Gene Ontology annotation, molecular function: structural constituent of myelin sheath. Bases 303 to 749 code for a protein of 148 amino acids. Gene Ontology annotation, cellular component: membrane. Gene Ontology annotation, biological process: myelination. The transcript is spliced from 4 exons. The record is from RefSeq and is a predicted model, not a curated record. NCBI's taxonomy places the organism in Eukaryota, Metazoa, Chordata, Actinopteri, Cypriniformes, Catostomidae.